Molecule: messenger RNA, 1135 nt
Organism: Arabidopsis thaliana (thale cress)
Lineage: Eukaryota; Viridiplantae; Streptophyta; Magnoliopsida; Brassicales; Brassicaceae
Product: initiation factor 4A-like protein
Exons: 6
Coding region: 102-878 (258 amino acids)
Source: RefSeq, marked reviewed
AUAAAUCUCAAAAGACUGGAAACGACUGCGUAUAAGUCCGUGACCUGGUUACCGGAGCGUAACUUCUCCGGCGAAUUGGACAAUUUUGAGAAAGACGGAUUAUGGACUCCAUGGAAGCUCCAUCUCUACCAUUUCAAUCUCCCUCUCGUUCCAGUCAACAAUUGCAUUUCUACCUCGCCGUGGAUCGUCCCCAAUUCAAAAUGGAGACUGUAGUGGAAUUAUUAGGCGUUCUAGGUCGUCGUCCAUGGCUUCCGAUUGUAGUCUGUUGCAGCUCUCGUGACGAACUUGACGCCGUCUGUUCUUCCUUAUCCACUCUUCCUUACAUUUCCUUAGCCGCUUUGUACAGCGAUCUAGCAGAUAGAGAACGAGCUAUGGUUAUAGAGAAAUUCAGGCAAGCAACAAUCAACUGGAACCAGCAACUUAACUCUGUGGUAGAAGAAGGUUUGGAAGAGAGUGAAAACGGAAAAGAAGAAAAGACAUCUCAUUUGGUAGUUGUGACCGAUGUUUGCCUUCCGUUACUCUCAUCAGGAGAAUCUUCUCUAUCCGCACGCGUUCUCAUAAACUACGAGCUUCCUACAAAGAAGGAAACAUAUACAAGGCGUAUAACAACUUGCUUAGCUUCAGGUGGAAUAGUCAUAAACAUGGUUGUUGGAGGUGAAGUAACGACUCUCAAAAGCCUCGAAGAAAGCAGUGGCAUACUCAUCGCUGAGAUGCCAAUCAAUGUAUACAGUAGAACCAAUCAAUCAAAGAAAAAGCAAGAAACAUUCUGCUGUUUUUAUCUUAGGUUAAUGACUUCAAAUGUGCUUUCUUAUUGCAGAUUUCUGAAAUCUUAUAACAACACAUGGAUCUCCGAUCUGAAGAAUUCUAAAUGGGGUUAAUGGCUCUUAAGCCUUUUGAAGGACUAGAGGAGAUGAAUGGUGGAUUGAUAACGCUUUAUUUGUUUGAUUGUAUCCAGAUGUCUCUUGACCAUUGCGCUCAAAUCAUCAAAGCCAAACUUAUUGUAAAACCAGUUUCUUUUUUUCUUAUAUUAUUAAAGAAUGUUGAAACGAAAGAAAGUUUUGUUCUUUCUCUUGUGUAUAUUAUCAACAUACAUGUACAUCAAAUUGCAAUUUUCUUUUGUAGCUCCCUACUAGUU